Messenger RNA from Phoenix dactylifera (date palm), 1422 nucleotides. Lineage: Eukaryota; Viridiplantae; Streptophyta; Magnoliopsida; Arecales; Arecaceae. The record is from RefSeq and is a predicted model, not a curated record.
AUGAGCAAUACUACCGCUGCUCCUCCCCCUGACCCCUUCGGCUGGGUUGACCAUGGCGACAAUGCAUGGCAGCUGACUGCGUCGACCCUCGUCGGCCUCCAGAGCGUGCCGGGCCUCGUCAUCCUCUACGGCAGCAUUGUCAAGAAGAAGUGGGCUGUGAACUCGGCCUUCAUGGCCCUCUACGCCUUCGCUGCCGUCCUCAUCUGCUGGGUGACCUGGGGGUACCACAUGUCCUUCGGCGACAAACUCGUCCCCUUCUUGGGCAAGCCCAACUUCGCCCUCGACCAGCAUUCCCUCCUGGAACAGGGUUUUGCUGGCGCGUAUCCUGAGGCCACCCUCGUCUUCUUUCAGUUUGUUUUCGCCGCCAUCACCGCCAUCCUCGUCGCCGGGUCGCUCCUCGGGAGGAUGAACUUCCAUGCAUGGAUGCUGUUUGUGCCCCUGUGGAUCACCUUCUCCUACACCGUUGGGGCCUUCAGCGUCUGGAGCCCCGAAGGGUUCUUGAAUAAGCUCGGGGUCAUCGAUUUCUGUGGAGGGUACGUGAUUCACCUCUCGUCAGGGAUCGCCGGAUUUACUGCUGCAUACUGGGUGGGGCCUCGGACAAGCAAUGACAAGGAGAGAUUUCCACCAAACAAUAUUCUGCUGAUGUUGGCCGGCGCAGGGCUACUGUGGAUGGGUUGGACCGGGUUCAAUGGAGGUGGGCCGUAUUCGGCAAAUGCAGAUGCAUCUCUCGCCGUUUUGAACACCCACGUGUGCGCUGCCACCAGCCUCCUUGUUUGGCUCCUCCUCGAUGACUUCUUCUUCACCAAGCCAUCCGUCAUCGGCGCUGUUCAAGGCAUGAUCACUGGACUCGUCUGCAUCACUCCUGCUGCAGGAGUGGUGCAGACUUGGGCGGCCAUCAUCAUGGGCAUCCUCUCAGGCAGCAUUCCCUGGUACACCAUGAUGAUUCUCCACAAGAAGAUCCAGUUCCUCAAGCAUGUCGAUGACACCAUGGCCAUUUUCCACACCCAUGCUGUCGCUGGCAGUCUUGGGGGCAUCCUCACCGGUCUCUUCGCCGAACCCCGGCUGAACAAAAUCUUUUUCCCUAGUGACGACGUCGACAAGUACAUUGGCUUAUUGUACGGCUUGAAGGACCGCCGUGCAAGCGCCGGCCUCCGCCAGUUAGGAGUCCAGCUUGCUGGCAUCCUCUUCAUCAUCUUUGUCAAUGUCACCAUGACUACCAUCAUCUGCUUGGUCAUCAGGCUGAUCGUGCCGCUUCGCCUCAGCGAAGAGGACUUGCAGAUAGGCGAUGAUGCCAUCCACGGUGAGGAGGCGUAUGCGCUGUGGGGCGAUGGAGAGAAGUUUGAGAAAACCAAACACAACAACGCCUAUAACCUCGAGGAGUUUCCGUCAAUAGCGCCAGUCAAAGCUGCUCAAAUGGUGUGA